Molecule: messenger RNA, 679 nt
Organism: Cuscuta epithymum
Lineage: Eukaryota; Viridiplantae; Streptophyta; Magnoliopsida; Solanales; Convolvulaceae
Source: the annotation of a GenBank genome assembly
GCUUAGCUUGGGCAGAGGCGGCGGCGCUGAUUCGGCGUGGUCUUGCUCUCUGGUUUGGGUCGCUGGGACUCCUGCGACGAAGGAAGAUUAAGACGGAAGAUGAGCAUCGUUUCGUGGAACUGCCGCGGGCUGGGUAACCUUGCAACGGUUCAGGUAUAGCUUUCUUAAUGGAAAUGAAAAUACUGGGGAAUCGUUGUGAAGCUAUCGGUGAUCAGUUGGGGUUUCACAUAUGUCUUGCCAUUGAUGGUCAAGGUUUGGGGGGGGGGGGGGGGGGACUCUGUUUAAUGUGGCGUGAAAGCAUAUCAGUGGAAAUAAUCGGAUCGGCAGCCAACUAUAUUGAUUGUUUAGUUCAAACAGAUGAAGUUGAAUCAAAAUGGCGUUCUACGGGGUUCUAUGGAUACCCGGACCGAACCAGAAGGAGAGAAUCCUGGGCACUACUUAGACAUCUAUCACUGCUUUCGGAUAAGCCUUGGCUGCUUAUGGGAGACUUCAAUGACAUUGUCUCCGAUUCGGAAUGGCGAGGCAGAAUACCGCAGCCCCCUUGGUUGUUGCGUGGGUUCCGGGAGGCAAUUCAGCACAGUGGGCUACAAAAUGUAACCUUUCAAGGUUACCAAUUAACGUGGGAACAAGGUCGGGCAAUUCAACACAGUGGGCUACAAAAUGUAACCUUUGAACGAGC